This is a messenger RNA of Cucumis melo (muskmelon), 1579 nucleotides long. RefSeq names its product alkaline ceramidase-like. Gene Ontology annotation, cellular component: membrane. Gene Ontology annotation, molecular function: hydrolase activity, acting on carbon-nitrogen (but not peptide) bonds, in linear amides. The transcript has 3 exons. The coding region runs from base 495 to 1259 and encodes 254 amino acids. The record is from RefSeq and is a predicted model, not a curated record. Lineage: Eukaryota; Viridiplantae; Streptophyta; Magnoliopsida; Cucurbitales; Cucurbitaceae. Gene Ontology annotation, biological process: autophagy; response to salt stress; defense response to other organism.
GGGUAAAUAUUUUAUUUGAUAGGAAUAACGUAGUUCUUAAAACAUUAUUGACGUUACUGUAAUAAUUUAAAAAGAAAAAUAAAUAAAUAAAAGCGACGAGGUAGCACGUGAGCGCGUAAAUAACACGCAACAUUAAGGCGCUUCAAAGUCAGAUUCUGAUUCCAUAAAUCACGAGCCGCGCCAAAGCUCGAUGACCGGAGCAAUAUCAACCGUCGGUGUAUAUAAUCUAACGGCAGAAAAUUGAUUUCCGUCAUCUUCCUUUAUAUCUUCACCACGCGCUCGUCGUCCUCCUUCUGGGUAGCCCUAAUUGGUUCGGACUCUCAGCUCAGAUCUCCUCCGAUCGCUUCGCACCACCGACAGAAACACCUCAGGAAUUUGAAUUUCAACGAUCCAACCAUGGUUCUUCUCUAGCUUAGAUCUGUUUCCCAACGGUUUGAAAAUCCUGAACCAUCAUAGCAGGCAAUUGAGUAUUGUCGAGCACACUUAUUUUUAGAAUGGCAGAUACAAUAUCUAGUUUCUGGGGUCCUGUCACAUCUCCUGAGUGGUGUGAAAAGAACUAUGUCUACUCUUCUUAUAUUGCCGAAUUCUUCAACACGGUAUCAAAUAUUCCAUGCCUCAUUUUAGCACUUAUUGGUCUCGUAAAUGCUUUGAGACAAAGGUUUGAGAAGAGAUUUAGUGUUCUUCACAUAUCAAAUAUGGUCCUUGCCAUAGGAAGCAUGUUGUAUCAUGCCACCUUGCAACGAGUACAACAGCAAGGUGAUGAAACACCAAUGGUAUGGGAAAUGCUCCUCUAUAUUUACAUCCUUUACUCACCAGAUUGGCACUACCGUAGUACGAUGCCUACGUUCUUGUUUCUAUAUGGAGCUGCCUUUGCUGUUGCCCAUGCAAUCAUACGUUUUGGAGCAGGCUUUAAGGUACAUUAUGCAAUACUAUGUCUUCUCUGCAUCCCUCGAAUGUACAAGUACUAUAUUCACACGAACGACAUACACGCCAAGCGGCUUGCAAAGUUAUACUUGAUGACCAUCUCUCUUGGGACCGUUUGCUGGCUUUUCGAUCGCUUGUACUGCAGGAAAAUCUCUAGCUGGUAUUUCAACCCUCAAGGUCAUGCAUUAUGGCAUGUAUUAAUGGGGUUCAAUUCUUAUUUCGCAAAUACAUUUUUAAUGUUUUGUCGUGCUCAACAACUCGAGUGGAACCCAAGAGUAGUCCACUUUUUGGGGUUGUUUCCAUACGUGAAGAUUCAAAAACCAAAGAGCCAGUGACCGAAGGGUCGUGUCUUGGGAAGGAAAAAGAAAAACGACAUUCUUUUUAUUUUUUUUCUUCUUCUUUUUUUCUUUUAAAUCUUGACAUGGGUUUUUUGGUUUUGGCUGGUUAUGAUCAAUAGGAUUAGACAUUCUUUUACCCCUCCUUCUUGCCUGUGUUUUUUUUUCCUUCUCAUAUGGAUGUAAAUCAUACUCAGAAUAUCUCUGCCAUUGAUUUAGAUUGGGUUUUUACCUGCAGGUGUAAACUUGUGUUCUAUCUUCUUAUUUUUCUCUUUUUGGCAGGUAAUAUUAAAAGCAGUUUUAGAGUUUUACUUGUCUUA